AUGCCGAAAAGACUAGCAGAGCUUCCUCUGGGGGAGAACUUCCCAGGCCCGCCGGCCUCGAAAAAGGCGCGAACGGAAGACGGGAUUGACGAAGACACCAGCAACGGUGCAGUACCCGCGCAACCAACCGAAGAGCAGCAAGACGAUCGCAAUGGCGCCAAUACCCUAGCAGCUGCCGAUAAAGGAGAAGAGGAACUGGGAGAAGCUGCGCAGGACAACUCAGGACUCUCGGAUAUUGACGAAGAGGCCUCCGCCCUCAGUGCACCCAAACGACAAGACCAGCCAAUGGAGGGCUACGGCGACCUCUACCUCGACACGGUCAAUAGAGGUGUAUUGGACUUCGACUUCGAGAAGCUGUGCUCCAUCAGUCUCUCGAAUAUUAAUGUGUAUGCUUGUCUCGUCUGCGGCAAAUAUUUCCAGGGUCGCGGUCCCAAAUCGCAUGCGUAUUUUCAUGCGCUCGAGGUCGGGCAUCAUGUGUUCGUCAACAUGGGCACCAAGAAGGUCUAUGUGUUGCCAGAAGGAUAUGAAGUCAAAAGUAAUAGUUUGGACGAUAUUAAAUAUGUGGUGGAUCCGCACUAUUCGAAGAACGAAGUGGUCAAGAUGGACAAAGAAGUUCAUGGCGCCUGGGAUCUCCAUGGUGCCAGGUACAGACCAGGAUUUGUUGGCAUGAACAACAUCAAGGCCAACGACUAUAUGAACGUCGUGGUUCAGCUUCUGGCGCACGUCCUCCCCAUUCGCAACUUUUUCCUCCUCCACGAGUUCCCCCAACUGGGCACUCCGCAACUCGCUCUUCGCUUCAGUACGCUUGUACGCAAGUUGUGGAACCCCAAAGCAUUCCGAUCUCACGUAUCUCCGCACGAGUUGCUUCAAGAGGUCGCCCUGCGAUCAUCAAAGCGCUUCACCCUCAGCCAGCAAUCCGACCCCGUGGAGUUCUUAUCAUGGUUCCUUAACAACCUCCAUCUUUCUCUGGGCGGCUCCAAAAAGCCAUCAAAAACACCCACCAGUGUAGUCCAUGCGGCCUUCCAGGGCCGUGUUCGGAUUGAAUCGCAGGCUAUCACAGCCCACUCCGACACCCAAAACGCACGUUUGGUCUUCACAGAAUCCGGCGAUAUCAACAGCCAGGUCACCCCUUUCAUGAUUCUCACCUUGGAUCUCCCCCCAACCCCCCUCUUCCAAUCGGCAAACCGGGAAUCUAUCAUCCCACAAGUGCCUCUCACCACCCUCCUCAACAAAUACAAUGGCCUCACAGCAUCCGAGAAAAUGGCCCAUCGUGUCAGACAUCGCCUUCUCCACCCCCUUCCCCCUUAUCUUCUCUUCCAUAUAAAACGAUUCAACAAAAAUCGCUUCGUGUCAGAGCGAAACCCUACCAUUGUCACUCAUCCCAGCCCCCGCUCCCUCGACAUGUCACCAUACGUCGAGCCAAACCCGGACGUAUGGCCUCCGUCAGAACCGAUCCUGUACGACCUUGUAGCGAACAUCAUUCUAGACCCCUCAAUCGCCGCCCCCGGUGCUACUGAAGAUGCAGCUGACAAGGGCGUCAACGCCGCGUCUGGCUCAUCCACUGGAGCUGGUGGCGGCAGCGAAAAGGUAUCCUGGCUUGUUCAGCUCCACGAUAAGGCUUUGUCGGCCGAAAACUCAAGCCAUCAAAAUGGCGGUGCUGCGGAACAGCGUGGUCCUGAGUGGCUCGAAAUUCAGGAUCUGUUUGUCAAGCGCGCUGAGAGUGAGACUCUCUUUACCCGUGAAGGAUACCUGAUGGUUUGGGAGCGCAGGAAGGUCCCUGGUCAGAAGGGCAAGAGUGCUAAAUAA
Penicillium pulvis is the source of this 1806-nucleotide messenger RNA. Its product is annotated as ubiquitin carboxyl-terminal hydrolase family protein. NCBI's taxonomy places the organism in Eukaryota, Fungi, Ascomycota, Eurotiomycetes, Eurotiales, Aspergillaceae. The transcript has 2 exons. Gene Ontology annotation, molecular function: cysteine-type deubiquitinase activity; zinc ion binding. The coding region runs from base 1 to 1806 and encodes 601 amino acids. Gene Ontology annotation, biological process: protein deubiquitination; spliceosomal complex assembly; mRNA processing. The record is from RefSeq and is a predicted model, not a curated record.